Pangasianodon hypophthalmus (striped catfish) is the source of this 1590-nucleotide messenger RNA. RefSeq names its product melanoma-associated antigen E1-like. The coding region runs from base 231 to 1103 and encodes 290 amino acids. The transcript has 2 exons. The record is from RefSeq and is a predicted model, not a curated record. Lineage: Eukaryota; Metazoa; Chordata; Actinopteri; Siluriformes; Pangasiidae.
AGUUAAAUUUUUACACAGAACCCCCCUUCUUGUGUUUCAGGAAACUGAAGCACGGGGUCAGUGACUCGCCAGGCAGUGGCGGCACACAGCGCACAUAUUACGGGGGUGUAGAAUGCAAUGAAAGAAGAAAAAAAAAAAACACAAACAAAACUGAAUUUUAUACAAAUCAUACAGCUGGACCACAAACAUUAGCAGGAAGAAGAAAAGGAUGUUUUGAUCACAGUUAAUGCAUGAUGGUCCUCUCAAAACGCUCUGCGGAGGGCGUCUCUGCAUCCACCUCUGACUCCGUAAAGGACAUUGUCAUCACUGCGCCUCCUCCUGGCUCUGUGGAGGGCGUCUCUGCACCCACCUCUGACUCGGUAAAGGACAUUGUCAUCACUGCGCCUCCUCUUGGCUCUGAAGAAGGCGUCUCUGCACCCACCCCUGACUCCGUAAAGGACAUUGUCAUCACUGCGCCUCCUCCUGGCUCUGCGGAGGGCGUCUCUGCACCCACCCCUGACUCCGUAAAGGACAUUGUCAUCACUGCGCCUCCUCUUGACUCUGCAGAGGGCGUCUCUGCACCCACCUCUGACUCGGUAAAGGACAUUGUCAUCACUGCGCCUCCUCCUGGCUCUGCGGAGGGCGUCUCUGCACCCACCUCUGACUCGGUAAAGGACAUUGUCAUCACUGCGCCUCCUCCUGGCUCUGCGGAGGGCGUCUCUGCAUCCACCUCUGACUCCGUAAAGGACAUUGUCAUCACUGCGCCUCCUCCUGGCUCUGCGGAGGGCGUCUCUGCAUCCACCUCUGACUCCGUAAAGGACAUUGUCAUCACUGCGCCUCCUCCUGGCUCUGCGGAGGGCGUCUCUGCAUCCACCUCUGACUCCGUAAAGGACAUUGUCAUCACUGCGCCUCCUCCUGGCUCUGCAGAGGGCGUCUCUGCACCCACCUCUGACUCCGUAAAGGACAUUGUCAUCACUGCGCCUCCUCCUGGCUCUGCGGAGGGCGUCUCUGCAUCCACCUCUGACUCCGUAAAGGACAUUGUCAUCACUGCGCCUCCUCCUGGCUCUGCAGAGGGCGUUGUUGUCACUCCACCUCAAUGUAUUCACCUCAAUGUCAUCCUUUAAGAUGACAUUCUAGUCAUCAUGUUCAUGUGGAGUUUGAGUCAUGAACAAAAUCCAACCAGGUAGUAAUUUUUGAAUGUUAAUGUUUGAUUGCUCCUACAUACACGGAUGUUUAUUCAUUUUUAUGCCAUUCUGAAAAUGAAAUUUGCAUUCAUUUGCAUGAGGAUUUGUAAAAGAUUUGGAAAUAGCGAGACGAAGUCAGCAAGAAUGUGGUAAACAUGUAUAACAGCAAGCGGUCAUGAUUUGUGGCCUCUUUGGCCUUCCACAUGAAACCCGAAGGCGUUUUAAAACACAAACACACCGAUCAUUUAAAUCUUUUUUUUUUUUUUUUUUUUUACCGAGUGGAAAAUUUUUCAGUCAGGAAGCAGGAGUAGCAGCGGAGCGCCUUGAGGAAACACACCCAGAGGAAGAGUUUCACUAACUUCCAGUUGAAUCUCAUUUCACUCCUCCUUAACUCGCUGUGAUAAGGAAGAGCUCGGAAAGAAACAUG